Messenger RNA from Periconia digitata, 534 nucleotides. Lineage: Eukaryota; Fungi; Ascomycota; Dothideomycetes; Pleosporales; Periconiaceae. The record is from the annotation of a GenBank genome assembly.
AUGGGUAUCUGCUCGUCCUGUCUAGGCCUGGAGCGGCGUUCUUCAGACACUGAGGUGACCAAGAUCAGGACAGAUGACACGGGAACUGUUGUGCUAACCCAUCCCUUGCAGAACGCCGACAGCUCCCAUCUCCUCGCGGACCCCUACCAGCCCCAAUAUGGCAGUAUCAAUGGCCCCAACUCGCACCAUACCCCCCAGCCCGACCCUGAAGAGAUUCGACGCCAGAGAGACGCGUUGGAGCGUAUCUGUGCCCAGACAUCUGACAAGUUGAUCCACGUCUCCCACGCCACAUACACCGAUCAAGCUACAAAUUCAGAAUACCACCGCCUUUUUCACGAGCGUUUUCCUCCAGCCGCAUCGAGCCGCCCAGCGUCUGCCAAUCCUGACAUGGAAGAAGACGAGGCAACAUGGCUUGCCAACAUAAUUGGCAGCUCGAACGACGCCGAGGGCAGCUGGGAACGUGUCCAGCCCAUAGAAUCAGGGGCCCUGACAAUUCAGUUCGGCGACGCCCUGGGGUUAGAUAAGAAACGGUAA